CCGAGACCUACGGAGAGACGGCGGACAGCGGGAGGGCGUGGUUUGAAUUAGCCGUGACCCGGCCCCCUCCGGUCCCGGUGUCCCUCACCCCCAUGGCUCCUCUGCGGCAGGAGGUCCGAUAUCACAAAGUGCAGGAGGCAGAGAGCGAAGACCCUGAGGAGGUGGCAGUGCGCAUAUAUCGACAGUCGUCCCCGCGCGUGGAGCGCUCUCAGUACGCGGAGAUCUGCCUCCGAGUCUUCGCUGCCAUCCUGUUAUUAGCUGUAGCUGCCGGCCUCGUCUUGUAUGAAGUGAAGUUUGGCAAAGUAGAGCCAGGGGCCGCAUUUCAUAGGCCGCCAGGGUCUGCUGAACGCUCGUGGAACGCUAGUCUGUGGGCAGACAUAUCGGCAGACUAUCAGCAUGACGGCCAAGGUGUAGAAAGCCACGGACAUGAGGAACCCAGCAGCCACCAACAGGAAGAUCUCGAGGAGGACGACCAUGAAGGACACGGGAGUCACCAAAUAGAGGACCCAGAGGAGGACGGCCACGAAGGACACGGGAGCCACCAAAUAGAGGACCCAGAGGAGGACGGCCACGAAGGACACGGGAGCCACCAAAUAGAGGACCCAGAGGAGGACGGCCACGAAGGACACGGGAGCCACCAAAUAGAGGACACAGAGGAGGACGGCCACGAAGGACACGGGAGCCACCAAAUAGAGGACACAGAGGAGGACGGCCACGAAGGACACGGGAGCCACCAAAAGGAGGACCCAGAGGAGGACGGCCAUGGAGGACAUGGGAGCCACCAUGAUGAGAGCUUGGAGAAGCAGGAACUACUUCCUGCUGGCCACAGGCACAGUGCUGGCACCUACCACCAGGCAGCCAUAGUCACUGACUCAGAAACCUGCUCUCGGAUUGGCAGAGAGUUGCUGGCGUCCGGUGGCAACGUGGUCGAUGCUGGCAUUGCUGCCGCGUUCUGUCUGGCUGUUGUCCACCCGCACAGCACCAGCCUCGGCGGGAUCUUCUCUUCCAUAUAUUACAACGGGACUUCGUAUACCGCCUCGGCCCUGAACGCCAUUCCUAGAGAAGCCUCCCCCACCGCACACGGAAUACCCCACGUGCUCCAGGGCCUGCGCGAGCUGCACCGGCAGUAUGGGCAGAAGCCGUGGGCGCAGCUGACCGGCGCCGCCAUUCGCCUGGCAAAGCAGGGCUUUCUCGUGGAUGCUGCGCUUGCUGCCGCUCUGGAGGGGAAGCGUCACGCCGUGCUGUCCUCCGUCGGACUCUGCAGUCUCUUCUGCGAGUCCGAUAACCGCGUCAAAGGCGUAGGAGCCACAGUGAGGAACCCGAAGCUCGGGGACAUUCUGGAGCAGGUCGCCACCUCGAUGACCGACUCGUCGCUCCCAGGCAGUCUUAUUCAGAGCCUGGCUGGUGACAUUCCCGAGACAGACAGGGAGGCGUUCAUGAAAGCACUCUCUAAAAACAACCUGAGGACAGAGGACCCCGUGACGCUUCACUUUCAAGAGAUGACGCUGUACUCCACCCCAGGCCCCACUGCCGGUACCAUCCUAACCGAGACUCUGAAAGAGACCUACCGGCAAAUGGCCUUGCUGGAAAAUUCAACCACCGUCCACCAGGAUUAUCAGGUUCUGCUCAAUGCUUCCAUGGCCACGUACAACAAAGCUGGUGGCAGCCCCAGAGGGUCUUCAGGAAGCCCCGACACUGGGCGUCCAGCACCCGUAGGCAGCAAUGUCGUCGUGGCAGAUGAACGUGGCGCAGUCUUCGUGAUGUCUCUGACGAUAAACAGCACCUUCGGCUCCGGCUUCAUCUCUCCCUCCACAGGAAUACUACUGAGUGACUUUGCGUGUGCUUCCCAGCCCUCCCCACCCUCCAGUCUCACGUUCUGGGCUUGCCCCUCAGUGCUGUUUCAUGCGGCAGAGGAGGAUGUGAUGGGGUUGGGGGCCACCGGGGGCAGCUCGGUACCUUUCUCUGCGGCCCAAGUUAUCUUUACCCAUCUCGUCCUGCAGAAGGAACUUUCCGUCGCGGUCCAAGGGCCGCCGGUGGAUGGGAUUCAGGGUAAUGCUGGCGGCUGGUAUGAGUAUUUCGGACUGGCAGAAAGGAGGGCGGAGUCACAUGGUGGGGAAUACCCAAUGGCUGUGGUGGCGGCAGAAGUCCACGCGGAGCACGUUCAUGUCGCCAAGUCCCACGGCCAUUGUUGCUUUCCCGAUGGGCUGUAACUCUAAAGACUACAGGGAUCCGUCCCCAAAACCCGGCAGCUUGUGGUUUGUUUACAUUGCAGGAAAAUAUACUUUCGGAAGGAG
Molecule: messenger RNA, 2294 nt
Organism: Spea bombifrons (plains spadefoot toad)
Lineage: Eukaryota; Metazoa; Chordata; Amphibia; Anura; Pelobatidae
Gene: GGT6
Product: gamma-glutamyltransferase 6
Exons: 4
Coding region: 93-2210 (705 amino acids)
Cellular component (GO): extracellular exosome
Source: RefSeq, a predicted model, not a curated record